AAUAACGUUGUCAGGAAAAAUUAACUCAUGCGCACCAAACACUUCCAUUAAAUUCCUAUACUAUUCGGUACAAAAAAAAUUAGAACGGAAGGUAAACAAGGUUAAAGGCUACCAAAAUGGCUGCCGGGGGUAUGGAGCCAAUGGAUUUAGAAGGCAACCCCUCCCCUAUUGAUGAACAGGACAGUAAAUAUGGCUGCCUUGCUAACUUUAAAAUAGAUAAAAAGAUAGGGAAGGGACAGUUUUCUGAAGUAUAUAGAGCUAUUAAUAAAAUAGAUGGCAGUGUUGUAGCCUUGAAGAAAGUUCAGAUAUUUGAAAUGAUGGAUGCCAAAGCAAGACAGGACUGUAUAAAAGAAAUAGGUCUUUUAAAGCAACUGAAUCAUCCAAAUGUGAUAAAGUACCUGUCUUCAUUUAUUGAGAACAAUGAGUUGAAUAUUGUGUUAGAAUUGGCUGAUGCUGGUGACCUGUCCAGAAUGAUCAAACAUUUUAAGAAACAGAACAGAUUAAUUCCAGAGAAAUCUAUAUGGAAAUACUUUAUACAGAUCUGUAGUGCUUUAGAACAUAUGCAUUCCAAGAGAAUUAUGCACAGAGAUAUAAAACCAGCUAAUGUAUUUAUAACUGGUCAAGGUGUGGUCAAGUUGGGAGAUCUUGGACUUGGAAGAUUUUUUAGCUCAAAGACCACAGCAGCUCAUUCCUUGGUUGGUACUCCCUAUUAUAUGUCUCCAGAGAGAAUACAUGAGACAGGUUAUAAUUUCAAGUCCGAUAUGUGGUCACUUGGAUGUUUACUCUACGAGAUGGCAGCUCUUCAGUCACCUUUCUAUGGAGACAAGAUGAAUUUAUACUCUUUGUGCAAGAAAAUAGACCAAUGUGAUUAUCCCCCCUUGCCAUCUGAUGUUUAUAGUGAUGAGCUUAGAAAUGUGGUAGCCUUAUGUAUUAACCCAAUACCCGACCAGCGUCCAGACAUUACAUAUGUAUACAAUGUAGCACAGAUGAUGUAUGACCAUUACACCCAGCCGGCAUUAAAUCCAUCUCCCGUUGAUCAACAACAGUUACAGUUACAACUUCAACAACAACAACAGAUGCAACAACAACAGUUUCCACAACAACAGUUACCACAGCAACAGUUGUCACAACAACAACAAAUUGAACAACAAAAACAAGUAGCAUAAGUGGGUGUUUGUAACAAUGUCUGUGAUAUUUGGAAUAAAUUAUCUUUGAAUGAUAUUGAGAACUUUGAAAUCAUAAAGGAUAAUUAUAUACAAUAAGAUUAAGAAGCUGAAAGAUAUUUUUGAACAACAAAAUUGAAAAGCAUAGGGACAAAAUUUGUUUAUCUAUUUUAAUAGGAGUUUUAUGUGUAAGAUACUUACUCUGUGUAUUUAUUUCUGUUUUCUAUUCAAAUCAAAACCUGCUUAGGCCAUUUAAAUGUUUGUUUCUCAAACCUUCAUAUUUAUUUUGUUGGUUUGGUUCAGGUGUUAUUUAUUUCUUGGCUUUUAUGCUUUUACAUGCAUGGUGUUCAAUUCUUAAUGGCAAAAGAUGUUUGCCCCUUGGAAAUCUUGUUGUUUCAAGACACUCUUUACCUUGUGUUGUUCGGCCACAAGAACUGUUUAGUUAAGUGUGAAAUUUAUUACUACAAAUAACUUGUCAGACUUUAUUGUUAUGUUCAAGGAAAAUAACUAUGUAAGUACCAUUUUGGUCGAAUGUAAAAUUUUAUGCACAAAUUUUCAAAGCAAAUAAACAAACAAAAAAUGAUAAGAAAAAUUAUUAUAGCAGUACAUGUAUUCCCAAGAUCUUUAUUGACACAGGCAUGGCUUGAGAAACAAACAAUUUUUACUGGCCUGAUAUUUAAUUUUUUUUAUAAAAUCAUACAAGGCCUUAGAAUUGGACAUUGCUUUAUUAUCACUGUAAUUUUCACAUCAAGCAAAAAAAAAAACAACAUCUGUCUCUUUAGAAGUUUUUAAAAAAUGUCUUAGAAGCUUAGAAAGAUUUAUUUAGUAUAUAUUAAGUAAGGAAAUAUGCUCAUUUAGAAUAACAACAUUUAGUAGCUUUUGUGAUAUUGGGAUCUUAUUGAAGAAGAAAAAACUGUGAUUUGUUGUAUUAAUGUUAUACGAUUGUAAAAUGUCAUUUGUGACCUUUGAACUAUGUGUGACUCCUGAAAAUGGUCAGAUAAAUAUACUGGCAGAGUUAUAUAAAAGCAUCUUGAUCUAUAAAACCUAGUUUGAAUUCAUGUUCUAUAGGUAUUCUUGAAUAGAAAACUUCAUGUCACAUAUGAGAUUUUGAAAUGAUUUCAAAUAUUAUUUAUAGAGGUUGUUGUGUUGCCAAAAGUUUGUAUCCUCUCCCAUUAUUAGAAUUUUAUCCCCACCCCACCUAGAGUGUGAUUGAAUCUGUAUCUCAUUGUGAGUAGAAUUUUAUCCCCACCCCUAGAGUGUGAUUGAAUCUGUUUCUCAUUGUGAGUGUGUAGUUGAACUUUCCAUUUAUCACAAUUUUAUCUUCAUCUAGUGUGUAACAUUAUAGUGAUUAUUGUGAUUCACUUAAUCAUUGUUAUAAAAUUCAUAGUCCCUAAUUACAGAAGUAGAAUUCCAUGUUAGGUUCAUUGUCCCAUGAUUUGAUGUGUCAUUCCAGGAAUUUUUUACCCAAGGAAUUCCUGGGAUCUAUCUAUAUUAUCUUUAUUUUGAUGUAGAAAUAAUUUUUAAAUUUAAGGGAGGUAAUUCAUGCAUUAAACUGUUUACACUUGCUACAGCUCCGAUGGAUUUUUUUACAUUUCCAUUUGGCCAUGAUGGGAUGGUUACAGUGUGGGUAAUAUUCUAGAUAGUGCCCAUUCUGUUGAAUGGACAUUCCAUUUCUUUUGUUUCGUCAUAUAACACCUUGGAAAGAAAUGGGACAAGCUUUUGUAUUCAAUAUUUUUACAAAAAUCUUUUUGUUAAAAUUCUGGGCUGCACAUUGUUUUGCAGUGGAAAAUAUGAGAUCCACUCGAGCUGUGUAAGUGUUUAUUAUUCAGUAAAACCAAAUAAAAAAUCAGUACAAAAUAGUGAUUUUAUAGUCAUUGGGUUUUAAUUUACCUGCUGGCACAUGAUUACAACCCUCCCUGUAGGGAAGGACAUCUAAAAAGUUAGGAGGUAUACUGAAAAGUACAUUUAUUAACAUUUUGAAUUUUUUACUUUUAAAAAAAGAUUAAUUGUAAUCAGUUAAUAAACCAGCGUCAUGGACGAGAAUGGUUUAUUUUCUUAAAUUUUCCUAUGAUAUUUCUGUAUGAUCCAUCUCCCGCUACUCGAGUACUAUGGGUUUAUCUCAAUGGAGUAGAAAAGGAAUGAAUUAUUAGCCUACGUUAUUGAUGUUGCCAAAGAAAAUAGUAAUAUACAGACUAUCAAUGAUCUUUCAAACUCAAGGCUAUCCCCCUUUGGUGAGUUUGUAGCGAGAAACCCCCUCCCAUUUUAAGAACCAUCAAUACUCUAGAUCUUUAAUUGUAUGGUAUGGGGAAAAUUUUUUAAUAUGGAAAGUGAAAUAGAUCUCAAAAAUGUGUAAGGAGCCAGUAGUAUUAUGAGAGGCUUAGACCUCUCACUCCUCUCAGGGUAGAGUCCUAGGCCUAUGUCGUGACAAAUUACAUCCUUAAUUCCAGUAAACCUUGUGGUAUUCCUGUCCAAUCUUGUUCAUUGACUGUGCUUGUAAAUGUGAGGAUGUUAAUUAACUAGUCUUAUAUCAUGUUAUGUGUGACCAGCCCCUUGAUGCCCAGGGAAAAAACAUUAUCCAUGUCUGUCAUUCUAUUCUAUUUAUAUUCCAAAAUCCAACAUUUGUCCAACUUUCAUUGUAUCCUGUAGAUAUUGAGGGGAUUUUUGGUUUAUGAGUGUCUGAUGGUGAGUGACAAAUGAAGUGUGCAUAUCAUUUUGUCUUUCCUCUGGCAUGGGACAUUUGUUGUAUUGAUAAUUGAAUAUUGUUGUCAUGGUAACUACACUGUUUGACAACAGAAAUCAUGUUGUAAUGUGAGAGUUUGUAACCUUAAGAAUGGUUGUCAUGGAAACUAUAUUGUUGCACAAAAAAUAUGUACCGGUAUAUAUGCAUGAGUUACUCCAGUUGAACUCGUGUUUGCUUGUACCACAAAUAACAGGCAAAUGCUUGGUUACUGCUGGCAACUCCUAACAUGGUUGUCAUGGUAACUUUAUUGUCUUUUAGAAAAUUGUUAAGUGAUUUAUUACUGCUGAUAGCUGAAAAUAAAAAGAACUCCUUCUAUGUAAAAAAAAAAAUCAGAAUAGUUUCUAUGUUAACAUAUUUAUGUUGUGUCACAUUGCAGUCUGAUAAUUAGUUUUCACUCUUUGCUUUGUUUAUCAAAUGUACUGGUUCAAUUAUAAUACUGGAAGUUUACCUGUUGUGAGUCAGCUGAUCGUUGAAUGAGUAUGUUAUAUAGUUUAUCAUUAUUGUUGAAAUCUUUAUUGAAAGACAUAGUAAUUUAUUGAUGUUAAUUACAAUUGACUGUUGUUAUAUAUAUGUGUUUAUACAAAUGUAUUAAAAUUUAUUUCAACAACAAAAAAAACCAAUGUAAACAGAUUUAAUAGUAAAAGAUAUGCUUAAUGUUGUAUUAAAUGUACACCAUUUAGACAGACCCUUAUUGAAGUGUAAAUAUUUUAAAAGAAAUUUGUUUUUCUCAUAUAAGUUUCCCUGUUAAUUGGAAACUUGUAUAUAUCUUAGGGAAAACUCUGAUAGUAUAUAUUUGUACAAUUAUUUUAUUUUUUCAUCCAAACACAAACAUAGUUCAUUGUUUAAAUUUUUUGUGUUCAAGUUUAAAAAAAAUCUAUAUACCUUAAUUGUUUAAUGAGAAAAAGUAAUACCUGGAGAAAAAAGACCUAAUUUUAUAUCAAAUUUAAUGGAUGUAAUUUAAUACUUUUACUUACACAUUUUGAGCAUAUAAAAUAUGUUCAUAUGGCUUCAGUAUGAUAUAAACAGUUUCUACCUAACCAUGAUCUUGAUAAAUCAUUUUCUAUGCAUACUUUGUUUGCAUCACGUAAUUAUAAUUGUUUUUUGGGGUCCUUUUGGCAUUAUUUUUACCGAUGUACAAUAUUUGCACGUGCCUGUAGAGCAUCUUUACCUGGUUUAUUUAACUGAUUUCAGAGUGUCUUCUAUUUAGCUUUAUGCCUAUAGGCUAACUUAAAUUUUGAACACAGUUUUUAAACUAAGCUUGUUCAUGAUAAGUUAUUUCCAUCAGCCCUUGAUAAACAUUAUUGAUGUUAAAGCAUAUCACAUCGUCUCUCUUCUAAAUCUUACUUGCAUAAAACUGUUUUGUGGAUCAUAUUUAAAUGUUAGGUGAAGCAAUGUCAGAAAAAGGAGUUACAUUUUUAGAAUUAAAGAUGUGAUGAAAUCCGUCCAGUUUGACUUUUGAUAACUUCUACUUUAUUAUUUUUGCAUGAAUUUUAUCACCUGUGUUUUUGAGAUAUUUUUCAAUCAUUUUUCAAUCAUUUUUAUGUGAUAAAUAUAAACCCCAUUAAUACUAUCAUUACUGUGAAAAUUUGAAAUAGAGCUGUUCUUUCUUCUUUUUUCAUUUUUAACUCCUGCUAUUUUAAACAUAGAUUUUUUUUCCAUCCAUUUCAUCCUCGUUGAAAAGUUAAUUUCAUAAAAAAAAUAAUCAUAAUCAACACAAGACUUGUGCAUAUAUCAGAUACGUUUGAACUUUGACCCUUGGCUUUUUGAAAAAAAAUUGUGUUUAAGAUUUAUUGUCUUAGCCACAACUCCUUCAUUACAAAGGACAAAUUGACAGAACCAUUAUGAAAUAACUAGUAUAAAGAAGCCACACUCUUAAGAAUGAUCAAAUGUUAUUCAUACUGCAUUCUUGUACUCACAUGAUCAAAGUUUGUUACACAUUUUAUAACCCACCCCCCUUUUUUCAUGUAGGGGACUGAUAGCUUCACAAUGUGUUUCUUUUUCUUCAGGGCUGAAGAUUUAUUUUUACAUUUUAUAUUAUACUGAUCUGCUUUGUUAGAACGACAACGGCUUUAAUUAGGCCUGAAAAAGAAAAAAAUGCCAAUUUAAGUUUUAAAAUAAUGUCCUAUCUAAAAAUCUCAACAUUUUGUUCACUGAUUUGUGAUAGUAUAAUGAAAACCUUUGUUGGAAUGGUGUAUCUUGCAUACACAGCCCUGAAUCCAACCCUGAGAGAUAAUAAAUAAAGACUUUCUUUUCUUCAACUUUGUUGGUUUGUUUAUUUUAAACUUCAAUUGGAUAAUUUUUGGGGAGAAAAUUGAAAAAAAUAACACCAGAUAUGACUUACCCGCUACUAAAAUUUAUCCUGCUAUCAGCUUGAACAGAUUUUCUGUAUAUGUUUUUGUUUUUGUUAUGAGAGAGUGAUGAAGUUGAACAUUCCUUUGAUGAUUUGUUAUUUAUUUUGAAUUGUUAUCAUGUACACAGUACGUAAUAUAUUUCUGGUAAAUUUGUGCAAUUUGUAAAUAUGACACAUAACAUUAGACGUGAAUAAAAACAGAUAUAAGAUUCCCUGA
Messenger RNA from Mytilus californianus (California mussel), 6470 nucleotides. RefSeq names its product serine/threonine-protein kinase Nek7-like. Gene Ontology annotation, biological process: protein phosphorylation. The record is from RefSeq and is a predicted model, not a curated record. The transcript has 9 exons. The coding region runs from base 117 to 1166 and encodes 349 amino acids. Gene Ontology annotation, molecular function: protein kinase activity; ATP binding. NCBI's taxonomy places the organism in Eukaryota, Metazoa, Mollusca, Bivalvia, Mytilida, Mytilidae.